CAACGUGGUAAAAAUGGCUGCAUGUAUGAUGCUUGCGUGUGUUGUGUUCGCUGUACAAUUAGUUUUCUCGCAGUCUACAGAUGAAACAUGUCGCACAUAUGCUGGAGGACAAGUAUUUCCACAAGAAACUAGACGAACUAGUGGGCACACCAUCCAAUGGAGUCAAGCUGUUAUUUCCAAGCCAGCACCAGACUUCAAUGGCACAGCUGUUAUUAAUGGCGAGUUCAAGGAUAUCAAGUUGUCAGACUACAAAGGAAAAUAUCUGGUUUUCUUUUUCUAUCCACUUGACUUUACCUUUGUAUGUCCUACUGAGAUCAUUGCUUUUAGCGACCGAAUCAGCGAGUUUAAAAAAAUCAACACUGAAGUCUUGGCCUGUUCGGUGGACUCACAGUUCACGCAUCUGGCAUGGAUUAACACGCCACGUGAGCGAGGUGGACUUGGCAAAAUGAAAAUCCCCCUCCUGUCCGACAUCACUCACGACAUUUCAAAAGCAUAUGGCGUUUACUUACAGGAUCUAGGUCAUACACUGAGAGGAUUAUUCAUCAUCGACCCAAAGGGAAUCCUUCGUCAAAUAACAAUGAAUGAUUUACCUGUUGGCCGAUCUGUGGAUGAAACACUACGACUCGUGCAGGCAUUCCAGUACACAGACACCCAUGGAGAAGUGUGCCCUGCUGGAUGGAAACCCGGCGGAGAAACAAUUAUUCCUGAUCCAAAAGAAUCACAGAAAUAUUUCAGAAAACAGAAGACACCAGAAGAACUGUAAUAAAAGAGCAGAUUAGACUAUUUUCUCUUGAUCUGAUGAAGUUCACAUGGUGGCUUCAUUUCAUCUUUGAGAAUAUCUCAUGACUCAAAAUGACAAUAUACUGUUAAGAUCUUGGUGAUUUUGGUUACAUCUGUUUCUCAAAAUAUCAAAACUUGUAAAAUGUCUGUCCCUUGUUUCUCUGUUUCUGAUCUGUCAUUUUUCAUGUUGCUUUCUGUCCCCAUGUCUUACGUUUCAGGUGUUAAAUAAUUAAUUCUUGUUUUGUUCAUUUCUAACAAUAAGUUGGGUAAUGGGAAUUUUAUGUAUUUUGUUCACCGUCUUAUUAAUAUUUUAAUUUCAUUAAGUGAUACACAUUAAAUGUCUUUAGCAAAUUAUUUAUAAAAAAAAUUGAUAAAGUUAACAUUAUCAAGACAAGAAAAACCUUCCUUUACUGAAGGAAAUUAAUAUAAAUUAAGGUAUUUCUAGUUUCUGCAUAAUUAUCCAUGUUGAGGUUGGUGGGCACUAAACCCACUGGGCCGAGUUUAUGAAGCCUGUUUUUCUUAAACGCAGGUGUUUAAGCAUUGUAAAUGUAUGUCGUUACACGCGUGUAAGUCAAAAACAGGCUUUGUAAAUUCGAUUCAUAGUGUUUUAUCAUAUCUGCAGAUCUUGGGUCACAAACUUAUAUUAAUUGCUUGUUAAUGCUUCUUAGAUUUGUAGUUGAAGUAAAACAAUUGACUUUGCAAGUUAAUGGGACUGAAAAAUGAACUUGAGGGAUGCUUGUAUUUAAGACCACAUAUAUUCUGUCAGAAUUAGGACAACUUAAUUUUUUUGUUUUAUGGCAGAUUAUUCAAUUAAUACUCGUAUACCUAUUGCAUUUAAGUAACAUUUUACCUUGUACGUUUAAUGCUAUGAUGAUGAUGGCUCCUACGGUAUUCUCAUUACAUCUUAUGCAAGAAAAUUAAAAAAAAAAUUUAUCUAGCAUGAAACAAAUUUUUUAUCUAGCAUGAAACAGAGUUAAUGCAAAUAACCCAUUUAACUACGUCUCCCUAAUUAUUGAAUAAUAUCUCCUGACAAGACCACUUUUUAAAAAUACAUUUACUUCUUCUGACUUUAUUUUUCAUUUACCAGUCGAAUCAUUCUUUGACACUUUAUUUCCUCCUCCAAUACAGUUACCCUGGUCAAAGUAAAAGAUUAUAUUUUCAGUGGGGUUUUUUCAUGUUAAGGCUUUGGAUAUAUGCAUUUGAUUUUAGUAAUUAAUUUCUUUUGUUGUCUGUCAGUUAUUUUUCAUUACUAAAAUGUUUUAUGGUUGCGUAUUCCAGGAUAAUCAUAUCAGAUGGUGCUUCUCUAUUUUUCAUCUGUUUAAUCAAUUUGCUCAAUACACUGUUACAGCUUGGAUAAUUUUUAGGUGUAGUUAGAAAUAUUGUAGUAAUUUGUAAUGUCUUAAAUGUUUACAAUGUAGGGUGUAAAACAACUGAAAUAAAGGUCAGUCAAUCAGAAUUGUUAUCCAGUUUUGGGACACAGUAUCAAUAGAUAUAAUAGAUUAAUGUUUUGUUAUAGCUAAUAGAUUAGGAUGUGAAAACUAUGUAUGAUAUAUCAAAGAGAAUGAGCAUGAUCUCACGAACAAGAUCUGUAAAGAUGCAGAGUACUCUUAAGUCAAACUAGACUUCUCAAUUUUCGCUAGGGAUAUACCAAAUAUAUGUCAUGAUUAACAAUUUGUGCACAUCUUAAAUUUGUGAAACAGGUGACUACUGAAACUAUGCAGUUUGGCUGUCCCAUACAUCACGACAUGACGAAGCAUGACUAUAAUUAGAUCUGUCGUCCAUCAAACACAAAUAAAUUUAUUUGUUUUACUCAACAUGUUUUUCCAAAUAUCCGUAGCGAAAUUUGAGUAGUAUAUUAAGUUAUACGGUUGUGUUGCAAUUCCCCCCAUUCCCGACUUAUGACAGUUGCCCUCAGAUUAACAACUAAUAAGUCUUAGGAGUUUUACACCACAAUAAUCGAGUUGUAAGAGAGUUCAGAUUAGCAACCGGACAGUCGUAGAAGUCGUAAGAUCGGUGAGUUGUCAAACUCCCAUCAUGAAAGUUGAUAGAGUGAGCUUAGAAUUUUUACCCCAAAUAAAGGUAAAAUAUGUUGAAUUUGUUUUUCCACAGUGGUGCAGUGGUAACUAGUCAAAUAUUUAGUGUAUCAUUUAAUAUUUACAAUGGUGAUUAUCAUGACAAAAAUUGGACUUUAGGGAGGGUUAGUGAAUUUUGUGUGUGUGUUUAUAUACAUCUAAGAUUACAGCACUAAGCUAUGGGUUUAAUGAGUAUUUUUUAUCAGCUGGGUGUGCUGAGAUACCUCAGUUUUUAUGUCAAGAAAUGUUUUUUAUGUAUGGAAGCAAAUAUAUAGAUUCAGAUGACAAUGUAUAGUCAUGUCCGACUUUAUUUUUCGUCUUCUACUUUGUUAUUAGUAGUGUUAUACUUAGAUAAAUAAUAUAAGAUGUACAGUUGCUGUAAUUCUUAAGUACAAUCAUUGUUUUCUUUUACAUUUUGUUAUUAUUUUCAUGUAAGACAUGUAUGUUUAAUCUGUAUUUACUUGGUUCAGAAUGAAUUAAGAAUGUACAUUUUUGUUGUAUUAUUGUGGUGUAAAAUAUUAUUUUACAUAAAACCUUCUUUUUUCUUCUUUCUUUUGAAAGUAAAUUUUGCUUAAAUUAUAAGAACAAAAUUAGUAUUCAAGAUGAAAAAUUUACUAUCAUUUAGAAACAAAUUCUAUUUAUGUUCAAGGAAUUGCAUUUGGUUAGGUCAAAAUUGGAGACAUUUCACGAUUUAACUUCGUAAUGUUGUAUGUUGAAAUUUCAUGCAUGGUCAUUAUAAUUUGUUCAAAUAUUUCCGCACUCAUUCCAUUUAGGAUAUUUCCCCAUAGUGAACCAUGAGAAAUAUCUGCUUUUAGCAUGUAUGGAUGUGUAAGAUAAUAGUUCAUCUAUUGUAGUAUUCCUUGUAGCUUGUUGGAGUAUGUGUGCUACUCAGUAGACUUGUAUAUUGGCUUCUGCACCACAUCGCUUGUUAAAAUCUUUGCCAGUAAUCACUUGGGCAUUAGUACUUGAUAACUCCUGGAAUUGUAUUAUAGGUUUCAGUGUAAAAAGAAGAAAAACUACCACCAACCAAUUCACAAAAAAACAAACCCUACAGUGUUUGUUGAAAAUAUUUACUAAAAUGGUAAAUCUCACAAAAGUUACCUGUACAUGGUUGACAAGAGUGUACCUUUGUGUGUGGGUGCACAACAGGUUUUGAUACUGUACAUAAAUUAAAUUUAAAAUUUACUUUUUAUUACUUGUUAAUUAUUCAGGAUGUUACUUUUUCUGCUAACUGUUAAAUUUUAAUAUUGUAGUUCAUUGUUUAUAUUCUUGUUAGCAAUUUCUUUAUGCGAUACAAUAUUCUUUUGUGGAAUCUGUUAAAAUUAUUGUGGGUUUUUUUAUGCUAAAGGUGCAUAAUCCUAGUGUAUUUUAUUAACACAACUCCUACAAAUGUUUUAUGUCAUAAAGUUCAACAAAAAAAAUUGUUUAGCGGAACCCUCUCUUGAACAGUUUUCAUAUCAAACCACAAUAAAACAAACAUGUUCACUAUUGGAACCAAAAUGUUCUUUCAAUAACCAAUUAAAUUCUUUUUCUUUUGAUAUUUUUGUGUUUGAUAUAUGCAGGGGUUUCAAAAUGGCUAAAGUAGUUGAUGGUCAGCUAUGAUUGUGCAACUUGAUUCUUGUUAAUAUGUUAAUUGAAAAAAUAGUAAGUUGGAUAUAUUUUGGCUUUAUCUUAUUCACUGGUGUAUAUAACAUAUAUUAAUUUUUAUCAUGAAAGAUGCAUAUAAGAUGUCAAUUAUAAAAAACUAAAAUGAAUCAAAACUCAUUUUAACUAAUAAUAAUUAUUAAAGUUUGACUUACUUUACAGUGGCGUAGGAAGGUGCCAAAAAGUGGGAGGGGGGGGGGGGGAGGGGUGCACACUUUUAUAUUUACACACUUUUACACUAUUAGCAAAAUAUCCGAAAAAUGGGGUGGGGGGCACAUGCCUCCUUGCCUCCUCCACUUACUACGCCAGUGCUUUUAGUAUGUAUUUUCUACACUGCCUAUCAAAUAGUUCACGUUAUUGUUCAUCAAGUGGAAAAGACUCUGUAAUGGAUGGUUUUUGACAAAUUGUUUGGUGUAUGUAUCUUUCUAAAUAAAAUUUCAUUUGAAUGUG
Gigantopelta aegis is the source of this 4946-nucleotide messenger RNA. Its product is annotated as peroxiredoxin-like. Bases 14 to 763 code for a protein of 249 amino acids. Lineage: Eukaryota; Metazoa; Mollusca; Gastropoda; Neomphalida; Peltospiridae. The record is from RefSeq and is a predicted model, not a curated record. Gene Ontology annotation, cellular component: cytosol; endoplasmic reticulum. Gene Ontology annotation, biological process: cellular response to stress; response to oxidative stress; cell redox homeostasis. Gene Ontology annotation, molecular function: thioredoxin peroxidase activity. The transcript has 6 exons.